AACAGUCCCUUCUCUUUCUCUCUCUAGCCUUGCUCGAUCUAUCCGACGAGAAGAAAAAGGAAAAAAAGGCUAAAUCCUUUGUAAUUCUUUCUCUACUACUCAUUCGAUCGACAAAAGAGAUGAAGGGGAGUAGAGAUGGGACAAGGAAAGACCAAGUUUCAAAAUCUUCAUCUGUUAGUUCCCUUCCACUUAUUCUGGACAUAGAGGACUUCAAGGGGGAUUUUUCAUUUGAUGCAUUGUUUGGAAAUUUGGUAAAUGAGCUCCUCCCAUCUUUCCAAGAAGAAGAAGCUGAUUCAUCAGAAGGACAUGGUAACAUUGGUAUGAAUGAUGUUCUUCCAAAUGGCAAUUUGCGAAUUCCAUCGGAUGCUUCAAAAUCAGCACAAGGCCCUUUAUUUCCAGAAGUAGAUGCCCUUUUAUCUUUGUUCAAGGAUUCUUGUAGGGAGUUGGUUGAUCUUCAACAGCAGAUUAAUGGAAGACUCUACAAUCUCAAAAAGGAGGUUUCAGUCCAAGACUCUAAGCACCGCAAAACACUUGCUGAGUUGGAAAAAGGUGUAGAUGGUUUGUUCGAUAGCUUUGCAAGGUUGGAUUCCCGUAUUUCAAGUGUUGGACAGACUGCUGCAAAAAUUGGAGAUCAUCUGCAGAGUGCAGAUGCCCAGCGAGAAACUGCUAGUCAAACGAUAGAGCUCAUAAAGUACUUGAUGGAGUUCAAUAGCAGCCCAGGCGACCUGAUGGAACUUUCACCUCUAUUUUCUGAUGAUAGUCGUGUUGCCGAGGCUGCUUCAAUCGCACAGAAAUUGCGGUCAUUUGCUGAGGAGGAUAUUGGAAGACAAGGUAUAGCUGUACCAUCUGUUGUGGAAAAUGCAACUGCAAGCAGAGGCUUAGAAGUUGCUGUUGCUAACCUUCAGGAUUACUGUAAUGAACUGGAGAACAGAUUGCUGUCUCGAUUUGAUGCAGCAUCACAGAGAAGAGAACUGUCUACCAUGUCAGAAUGUGCUAAGAUUUUAUCUCAGUUUAACAGGGGCACCAGUGCAAUGCAGCAUUAUGUGGCAACGCGUCCGAUGUUUAUUGAUGUGGAGGUCAUGAAUUCAGAUACCAGAUUGGUUCUUGGUGACCAGGGUUCACAAAUUAGUCCUAGCAAUGUUGCCCGUGGACUUUCUUCUUUGUACAAAGAAAUCACAGAUACUGUGCGAAAAGAAGCAGCCACAAUAAUGGCUGUAUUCCCCUCUCCUAAUGAUGUCAUGGCAAUUUUGGUUCAGCGAGUUCUGGAGCAGCGGGUUACAGCACUUCUGGAUAAGUUAUUAGUGAAACCCUCUCUUGUAAAUUUGCCUCCUAUGGAAGAAGGCGGACUUCUAUUAUAUCUUAGAAUGCUAGCGGUGGCAUACGAGAAGACUCAAGAACUUGCUAGAGAUCUACGAGCAGUAGGAUGUGGUGACUUGGAUGUUGAGGGUCUUACAGAGUCUCUGUUUCUUGCUCACAAAGAUGAGUAUCCUGAACAUGAGCAGGCUUCUCUUAGACAACUCUAUCAAGCAAAGAUGGAAGAAAUGCGUGCUGAAAGCCAGCAGCUAUCUGAAUCAUCCGGGACAAUCGGGCGCUCGAGAGGAGCUUCUGUAGCAUCUUCCCACCAACAGAUAUCUGUUACCGUGGUUACAGAGUUUGUCCGUUGGAAUGAAGAAGCAAUUUCUAGGUGCACUCUGUUUUCAUCUCAGCCUACUACCCUUGCAACCAAUGUAAAAGCUGUGUUUACUUGCCUGCUAGACCAAGUCAGUCAGUAUAUAACAGAAGGGCUGGAACGGGCUAGAGACAGCCUAAAUGAAGCUGCAGUUUUGAGGGAAAGGUUUAUGCUGGGCACAAGUGUUAGUAGAAGGGUGGCUGCUGCAGCUGCUUCUGCCGCAGAAGCUGCUGCUGCUGCUGGUGAAAGCAGUUUCAGAUCUUUCAUGGUGGCUGUACAGCGUUGUGCUAGCAGUGUGGCUAUUGUUCAGCAAUACUUUGCAAACUCUAUAUCUCGGCUUUUACUGCCUGUGGAUGGUGCCCAUGCUUCUUCCUGUGAAGAAAUGGCUACAGCUAUGUCCAGUGCAGAAACUGCUGCUUAUAAAGGGCUUCAAAAAUGCAUUGAAACUGUGAUGGCAGAGGUGGAGCGGUUACUAUCAGCUGAACAGAAGGCAACAGAUUAUCGAUUGCCUGAUGAUGGAAUUGCUCCUGAUCAUCGGCCAACAAAUGCCUGCACUAGAGUUGUGGCAUAUCUUUCUCGUGUGCUUGAGGCUGCAUUCACUGCCCUAGAAGGUCUUAAUAAGCAAGCUUUCCUGACUGAAUUGGGAAACCACUUGCAUAAAGGGCUGCUUAAUCAUUGGCAGAAGUUCACUUUCAACCCUAGUGGUGGACUGCGAUUGAAGCGUGAUAUAACAGAGUAUGGUGAAUUUGUGCGCAGUUUUAAUGCUCCUACCGUGGAUGAGAAAUUUGAAUUGUUGGGCAUUAUGGCGAAUGUCUUUAUUGUUGCUCCUGAAAGUCUCUCCAGUUUGUUUGAGGGUACCCCCAGCAUCCGGAAAGAUGCACAAAGGUUUAUUCAGCUUAGAGAGGACUACAAGACUGCAAAACUUGCAUCCAGACUCAGCUCCCUGUGGCCCUCGAGUUAAGCAUGCUGAAAUAAGCAUAAAUCUCUCACAUCUCUUUGAUCAUUUUUACAUCCUGCCGUGACAAACUCGAGGCAGCCUGACCUCUCAAGUUGGACGCCCUUUCCGGCACCGAGAUCAAAUUGGCAACUGUACCGAGAUAUUAAGUUAAUCGCAGGGCUAAGGAGCUUAUCUUUAGACACGUAUUUGGGUACAGUUGCUUCCUCACUAGAAUUAUUUGCUCUCAUUUUCUUCUCUUUUCCGAGUGUAGAUUGUUGAAAGUAUGGACCGAAUCGUAUUUUGUAAGGCUUUAACUUAUACGCUAGGCUCCCAUUUUUCCAAGAUUUCAUGCCCUGGCAUGGCAUGGCCCCUUGUAAUGAUCCUUUCCGCCAUGGAUGAUGACAUUUAAUGGUGUUUUUUCAAUUUACAAGUUUUGGUGUGAUUUCUCAACUUUUAA
Messenger RNA from Vitis riparia (riverbank grape), 3063 nucleotides. Its product is annotated as exocyst complex component SEC10b. Bases 120 to 2630 code for a protein of 836 amino acids. The transcript is spliced from 25 exons. Gene Ontology annotation, biological process: Golgi to plasma membrane transport; exocytosis. The record is from RefSeq and is a predicted model, not a curated record. Gene Ontology annotation, cellular component: cytoplasm; exocyst. NCBI's taxonomy places the organism in Eukaryota, Viridiplantae, Streptophyta, Magnoliopsida, Vitales, Vitaceae.